Lethenteron reissneri (Far Eastern brook lamprey) is the source of this 2444-nucleotide messenger RNA. It is a transcript of the gene CEP41, whose product is annotated as centrosomal protein 41. Gene Ontology annotation, cellular component: ciliary basal body. Gene Ontology annotation, biological process: cilium assembly. The record is from RefSeq and is a predicted model, not a curated record. NCBI's taxonomy places the organism in Eukaryota, Metazoa, Chordata, Hyperoartia, Petromyzontiformes, Petromyzontidae.
UUGACCAAUGGCGUGCGAGGAUCGGUUGGGCUGGGGCUUAUCCGCGCUGUGGUUUUUGAAGCCCGUCCAGGGUCCGCACGAUGUCGCGAGUCGGCUCCAUGCGGGCGCUCGGCAACCCGAACAUCCUCAACAAGCGAGUGCCGCAGAACCCCAAGUAUAAGAAUGUCAAGUCUAAGCUGGACACGGGAAGCAGCCUCACCAAGUAUAUGGAGAAAUUGGAAGAUAUGAGGACCAAUUAUCGCUACCGCCCCGGCGAGCUUUUCAAAAGAAUGAAGAUCACAACAUUUGCACAGAUUGUUCUGCAAGUUGCUUCGCUUGCUGAAGAUCCCACAUUGGAGGAGAUCAUGCAAAUGGAAGGACCGUCGUGCACUCAGACAGACCGCCUCGACAUGCCGAGCGCAGGCGACGCGGUUGUGGUCACUGCUCGCUCCACACUGCAGAGUGUGAUCAGUGGGCUCGGGGAGAUGGACCUGACAGGGACGAACGGCUCCGCAGAGAAGCAGCAGCCACUGUCACCGUCUCGGCAGCAGAAGCGGAGUGAGGCUUCCGAGGAUCAACCCUACCCUGACUGCCCGUACCUGCUGAUGGACCUGCGUGACAGAGAUGCCUACGAGCAGUGUCACAUCAUAGGCGCGGCCAGCUACCCAAGUGCCAUGCUGUCCCGGAGUUUUAAUCAAUACACCAAGGAGAUGCUUGAAUAUAAAAAUGUUACGGGAAAAAUCAUCAUUGUUUAUGAUGAAGAUGAGAGGAUUGCGACGGUGGCAGCCACGACAAUGUGUGAAAGAGGUUUUGAAAACCUCUACGUUCUUUCCGGAGGUCUAAAGGUGCUAGCACAGAAGUUUCCUACAGGCCUGACGACCGGCUCCCUUCCGCCCCAACUGCUGGCGCCACCCAACCGGAAAGCGAGACCGCCCCGCCCCUCCAAUUCCUACACUUCCCCGGUGACCCCUGUCGUGCCGGACAGCCCAGUGCCUGCUGGAAACAAGCAGCGCUUUGGAUACGAUGACCUGGAGCGCAUCCGACACUACCUGGAUGACGGCUUCACCUUGUCCGACACCAGCAGCCAGUUCAGUCGCGCAUCCACCUCAAGGUCCCUGGGCAGCGCCGCCUCCUCCAAGGCCCCCUCGACGGCCGGCAGUAUCAGCGCACGGUCAAUGAUCAGCUCCGCGGGCACCGUCAAGCCGUGGAAGUGACGGCGCCUGCUCAACAUGCCAGGCGGUGGACACACCGUGUCCAUGUCUGUCCUAUGCUGCAUGUGGGCCUCCACCCCUUGCAAAUCUUGGGGUUAUUUGACCAUACUUUUAUCACGCCGGUCAGUGCCGGUUCGUGAAGGUGGGAAGCCUAAUUGUGGGAGCGUUGUACGGCAUAGCAGUUGAUUUUGCUGCUUUGUCCUCUUCUGCCCAUAUUGUAGCCCCAUAGCAGCGUAUAACACCCGGUUCAUGCGUGUUGGUCACCCAAGCACUCUUCAGGCUCUCAAGCCUGCUUAGCUUCCAAGGUCUGAUGAGAUUGGAUGUAUUCCGGGUGAUUUAAGCAGAGAAAACCGCGCCCCGCCAGUAUUGACGCUGCAACCCUCAUCACCUGUAGUAAGAACACAUACUUCAUACUACACGCUUGCACGUGCAAGGCAUUUACAUUUUCGGCCAUUCUGUGUUGAGCAAGGUCGAUAACGAGCCUCAACUGCACCACGGCCUCCAGGUGGAAGGCCUGCCCAACCAAUUGCCAGCUGAAAAGAAAGUAUCUUGGCACUGUGACAGCGCGGAUUGAGUGUUUGAUAAAUACAAGUACACGUUGGUCAGCGGUCAUUAUAAAAUGCUUUUUUUACAGAUCAGUAUAUAGUACAAGGUUUCCAUUUCACUUUUUGUUCAAAUAAUUGUUAUUUGUUCAUUUCAAAAUUAUUUAGGGAUUUGAUGAAGGAUACAAAGUUAAUGUCCUUUCAGAUUUGGUAUGGCUUCAAAUUUAUUUGUCGUUCCAAAACAAUUUGCCCUACUCGUAGCCAGGAUAAAAACGUAUGUCCUUUAUAUAGAUUUUUAAAUAUGUGCACAUCAGAUGCAGUGAAUAAGCUAAAUAUGAUGCAAUUCAUCCAAUUAUAGAAACUUCUAAUAAGGAAGUGCACUGUAAUUAGCAUGCUUAAAUCACAGUGCACGACUUCAGUAGGCCUCAUAAAUAAUUCCAUUCUCAGAAUUGGAAGUUUCUCAAGCUAUAGGUGUGAAAAUAGGGACAUUUUUAUUUGCAUAAGAUAUUUUUCAGUUUUAAUUUUACUCGUAGCGUUGUCAAGAGUGCCCAGGAGGCAGGCUCAAGGUUCCAUGCGCUUUCUUUACAGAGGUUGCUGGAGUUGAAGCCAAUUCUGGCCCAUGGUGCUUUGAUGUGAUUUAGCAAUUGUCGUGUUUGCUGUAUGUUGUAUGGUGAAAAUGUCAUUACAUUCCUUGCAACGGUUGGCUGCUGAA